AUGCUUGCUGGAAACCCUCUCCGCCCACCACCAUUCACCGGCAAGCUGGCGACAAAUAACCACCACGCGUGGAAAAGGGGUCGCCGUUGCGUUCCCGCCGCAUCAGGUUUGCCAGGAGCGUACGGGUUUACGCAGCACAUUGGCUGCAACGGCCGCCAGGGCCAUCCCGGAUGGGCGUCAGUGCUCCCGUACGCCAGCGAAUGCAGCAAGGCUCUCGACCCCUGCGAUGAAGCAAGCAGCUCCCCGUAG
Messenger RNA from Ustilaginoidea virens, 249 nucleotides. RefSeq lists its product as uncharacterized. The coding region runs from base 1 to 249 and encodes 82 amino acids. The record is from RefSeq and is a predicted model, not a curated record. The transcript has 2 exons. Lineage: Eukaryota; Fungi; Ascomycota; Sordariomycetes; Hypocreales; Clavicipitaceae.